AAAAAAAAAAAAAAACACAACAACUCCUACUACUACAAGACGCCGCGCGUACACGCUGCAGCGGAGACGUGCACGUUUGUGGAGUACAGUGCCAUGCGAGGGGGGGCUGCAGGAGGCGGAGGGGGGGCCAAGCUGCUUGUGGUUGGAUAUUGGGUCACAUUUGGAUAACUUUUGGGAGAUCCGGGAGCUGCGGGAGUGGGAAUUCGGAAGGAUUUAUCCCCUCUUUUUUUUUUAAUUCUCUGAUUUCAUUCAUCUCACAUUUGGAAUUGUACGUCUUUUUGGGGAAGGGGGGGUCAUUCUGCUGAGGAAGGAUGGCAGCGUGGUUCACCUUCACCCUCGCAUUCAGCACCAUAGCACAGGUUUUUUGCUCGGGGGUUUUUGAGCUGCACCUCCACGAGUUUCGGAACCACAGGGGUCUGCUGGCCAACGGGAGCGCGUGCAAGCCCACCAGCUGCAGGACUUAUUUCAGGAUUUGUCUGAAGAACUACCAGGCCGUGGUCUCGCCGGGGGAUUGCAUUUUUGGGAGUACCAGGACGCCGGUGCUGGGCUCCAACUCCUUCAGUGGCACGCCGCCCGGACCCAUCCAGAUCCCCUUUAACUUUGGAUGGCCGGGCUCCUUUUCUUUAAUAAUUGAAGCCUGGCACUCUCCUCAUGGAAAUCUACCUGUAGAUACCGAAAACCAGGACUUUUUAAUAAGCUUUUUCGCCAUCCAAAGACAACUGAGCGUCGGCACCGACUGGUGUCAGGACACGCAGACGGCCGAGCAGACCGAGCUGAGGUAUUCCUAUCGCUUCGUCUGCAACGACAGCUACUACGGCGAGAGCUGUUCCAAGAAAUGCACGGCCAGGGACGACCGAUUCGGACACUACACCUGCACCAGGGACGGACAGCUGUCCUGCCUUCCUGGCUGGAAGGGGAAAUACUGCGAUGAACCGAUCUGCCUGGAAGGCUGCAGCGAGAGGAACGGCAAUUGCUCCAAGCCUGGCGAGUGCGUGUGCAGAGAAGGCUGGCAGGGCACCUUCUGUGACGAGUGCAAGAAGUACCCGGCCUGCAAGCACGGCACCUGCCAGCUACCGUGGCAGUGCAACUGUGAGGAGGGCUGGGGAGGCCUAUUUUGUGACCAAGACUUGAACUUCUGCACGCACCACCAUCCCUGUGUCAACGGCGCCACCUGUAUGAACACGGGCCAGGGAAGCUACACGUGCACGUGCCUACCAGGGUUCACGGGGGUCAACUGCGAGCUGGAGAUGCAGGAGUGCGACAGCAACCCCUGCAGGAACGGAGGGAUCUGCACGAAUCUGGAGAGCGGCUACAUGUGCACGUGUCUAGAAGGCUUUGAGGGUUCUCACUGCGAGCACAGCCUCCUGACGUGCGACGAUUCGCCCUGCUUCCACGACGGCAAGUGCUGGGAGAAAGACAACGGGCGGAGCUACAUGUGCGAGUGUCCCCGCGGCUACACCGGACUCAACUGUGAGAAGAGAGUGGACAAGUGCACGUCGCUUCCCUGCGCUAAUGGUGGUCAGUGCCUGAUCCACGGUGGCAUGCGUGUUUGCAGUUGCCGUGCAGGAUUUACAGGCCAGCGCUGUGAGAUCAACAUCAACGAAUGCGCCGGCAACCCGUGCAUCAAUGGCGGCACCUGUCUGGACCGAAUCAACGACUACACUUGCGCCUGCGCGGCAGGCUACAGCGGACGUAACUGCGACAAAGUCCUGAACGAGUGCCCCCUACAUCCUUGCCUUAACGGUGGCGUCUGUACCGUCGGGCCCGGUAAAAGUCCAGGGACCUGCGUCUGUCCGCCUGGUUUCACCGGUCCGAGCUGCGAGUUCUUUGCCGCCGUGACUUCACAAGUGGGAGAGAUUCAAGAUGGCUUCCAGUGGGCGGCGGUCUCCCUGGCCGUGGGGCUGGUGGCGCUGCUGGUGCUGCUGUGCAUGGUGGGCUUGGCCUUGAGGCACAUCUACAGGCAGAGCCGCAGGCAGCACGACGACACAGAGACCAUGAACAACGUGUCCGGCGCUCAGAGGGACAACCUGAUCCCGGCGUCGCAGUUGAAAAACACCAACCAGAAAAUGAGUCUGGAGGUGGACUGUGACUCGGAGAAAUCGAACUUUAUCUAUAAAAACUAUCAUUUGGACCCUUACAGCUCGAAAACAAAGGAGUUUAAGGAUGAGAAGUCACAGGAGGACAAAAGUCUUAUUUAUGACAAGUGUUUAGAAGAGAAGAGACCCUUGAGUAGAGUGUGCAGUGAAAAGCCGGAGUGUAGGAUAUCCACAAUAUGCUCCCCCAGAGACUCCAUGUACCAGUCGGUAUUUGUCAUAGCCGAGGAAAGGAGGGAGUGUGUCAUAGCCACCGAGGUUUAAAACUGUGAGCGACGCAGGAAGAGAGGACACACAAUCGAGGCAGAAUUCAACAUUCUGGAUUGUUUACAAAUGCCGAGGAGAAGAGACUAGAGAGGUUUUUCCAUGUCCACUGCUGCUCUCUGGAACACUUGAGGGACCCAUGAGAAGCCUGCAAGGCCUGAGCAGUGGGAGAACAUUAACUUAUCAUCUCUCGGACUUGUCAGAAGGAGGUGAAGGUGGAUUGCCCGCCGCUCCUUUCCUGGCCUUGUGUGAUAAUCACUCUUACCAGCCAACCAAUCAGUGAAAGUUGCCUGAGAUUUUGAUCCCGUUCCGGAAAAUCCAACCCAACUUCUUUGCCCAAAAAAAAAAAAAAAAACCCAACCGCUGCUGCCACCUUCGCCUUCUAUGCAAAUAAAAAAAAACUCAGGGUGGAGCCCCACAAUCCGACGUCACAAACACUGAGAGUAAUGAAUGUCUGAAACGUCGUCUGCAAGAAUGAAGACGACAUGCAGCCGAAUUUCACUAGAAGCCUUAAAAGUGGGAUGUGUCGCUUCAUCUGUGCCCUUGCUUGUCUCCUCUUGGAUUGUUUGCACUACAAAAAAAAAAGUGGGGCGAAAUUAACAAGGUAUGGAAGCCCGUUUCGCCACUGAAAGAAAAGAAUAUCCCUAUGCGAAGUUGCAAUUAUGAGAUAAAAAUUCUGAAUUAUGAGACUAAAAUGUCAAAAUUAUGAGAUAAAAAGUCUUCAAUAUGAAGUAAGUGAAAAUUAUGAUAUAAGAAGUCACAAUUAUGAGAUAAAGUGAAAAUGAUGUGAAAAAAGUCAUAAUUAUGAAGUGAAAAAGUGAAAAUGAUGUGAUCAAAAAGCCAUAAUUAUGAAGUGAAAAAGAUGUGAUAAAAAGUCAUAAUUAUGAGAUACAAUGUCAAAAUUCUGAGAUAUAAACUGUGUAUGAUAUUGAUCACAUGGCACUGGGCACAUAAUCUAAAUAAAUAAAUCUCAUAAUUGUGACUUUUCACCGCAUCAAUUCCCACUGGGAUCUUUUUUUUUUUCUUGGAGCAGCGUAGCGGGCCUCCAUGAGAAGGACUGUGAAGAGAAGCAUGCAUAGAAGUGUUUCUAUGCAACCCAAACCAGAUCACACCACUGCCUGCCUACGACACAUUUCACAUCUACACAACCACUUUUUUUAAAGUGAUUAUUUCCAGAGUUUAAUUUAAAUACGACACAUUGCUCUUUAUAUGUUUUAUAAUAUUAUUUUGUAUAUAAUGCAUAUUUAUAAGGACCAAACUUCUGAGGAAUAAAUUUUUUUGUGGAAAAAGAAGAGUUCAAAGAGC
Molecule: messenger RNA, 3662 nt
Organism: Doryrhamphus excisus (bluestripe pipefish)
Lineage: Eukaryota; Metazoa; Chordata; Actinopteri; Syngnathiformes; Syngnathidae
Gene: dll4
Product: delta-like 4 (Drosophila)
Biological process (GO): heterophilic cell-cell adhesion; establishment or maintenance of epithelial cell apical/basal polarity; multicellular organism development
Cellular component (GO): plasma membrane; protein-containing complex
Molecular function (GO): calcium ion binding
Source: RefSeq, a predicted model, not a curated record